CUUAACGAAGCGAGAAUGGGAGGAAUAUUCCUUAAAACUCAAUAAGGAUAUUCCAACCAUCAGUGAGCUCAUUUCAUUUUUGAAUAAACGGUCCCAAUUGCUGGAAGGCUUGCAACCAGCGCAACAUUCAACAUCACAAAAACUAACUGCAAAACCAAUUCUUCGUGCAAAUAACCAAACGUAUCUAGCAUUAAACAAAGCGUCCUGCCUUAUGUGUCAAGCAGACCAUUUUAUAUUCUCAUGCCAAGACUUUUUAAAAUUAACCCCUCAACAACGCUUCAACAAAAUUAAAAAACUGAAAGUGUUCCGAACGACAUAACACCCUACUUCAUUUCGAAACUCCUCAAUUUGCAAAUCAUUUAUCAAUUAAUCAACGCAAUCAUUCACAGUUGCCCACAGCAGGUACAAAUGAUAGCUCCUUCAAUUCACCUUUCGACCUCACUCAAUCUCAAUCAGUGGUCAAUCAUAUUAAGUCAGAACCAUACAUCAUGCUUUCUACUGCAAUCAUUUCAGUUCUUGACAGAAAUGGUAAACCACAUUCGUGCAGGGUUCUAUUGGACAACUGUUCGCAAUCAAACUUCAUUACGAGUUCUAUGUGUUCGAAACUUCGCCUUUCAACCAUAAACGAUUUAACGAAUCAAGUUCAAUCGACAUGCUUUUGGGUGCUUCUGUGUUUUGGAGCCUAAUAUGCGUUGGACAAAUUUUAUUACCCAAUUCGGGUACAGUUUUGCAAAAAACAAAGUUUGGUUGGAUUUUAUCUGGUCCGUUACCUUUAAACCCUCCAAAUAACUCAAUUUGCAAUUUAUCUCUUAAUUCAUCUCAGUAUCAAGCCAUACACGAUCAACUUGAAAGUUUCUGGCGAUUAGAAGAAUUUUCCAACACUCCUAAUCUCUCGCAAGAAGAGCUUGAUUGUGAAGAACAUUUCAUAAAUACUACAAGUCGGGACAGUUCCGGUCGUUUCGUCGUUCAUUUGCCAGUGAAAUCGGAAAACGUUAAAUUUUAUUUGCCUCAUCACGGUGUUGUCAAGCAAUCUAGCACCACUACCAAACUUCGAGUGGUUUUUGACGGUUCAGUCAAAUCUUCUAGUGGGAUUUCUCUCAAUGAUACCUUAAAAGUAGGCCCAAAAUUACAGGAUGACCUCAUGGAUCUUCUUCUCAAUUUCAGAACUCAUAAGGUAGCUUUUACUGCUGACAUCGAGAAAAUGUACAGGUGCGUUAUGUUGAACAAACCUGAUCGUGAACUUCAUCGUAUUCUAUUCCGUUCAAGUCUUACAGAUGAAUUAAAUCAUUACCAAUUAAACACUGUGACAUAUGGAACGUCUUGUGCAUCCUUCCUGGCUAUUAGAGCUUUACGUCAAGUUGCUAUAGACAUGAAAGACCAGUAUCCCACAGUUUCCAAUACUAUUUUGUCGCAUUUUUAUGUUGAUGAUCUUCUGUCUGGCUCCUCAUCAGUGGAAGAAGCCAAUCAGACUAUAAAGGACCUCACUCGAAUAUUACAAUCAUAUGGAUUCAAUUUGCGCAAGUUUGUUUCCAGCAGUCCCCAAGUAUUGGACAACAUUCAUGGAAAUCAAUCAGCAUCCACAAAUAAGGUUAUUUCAGACGAUAAAACAAUAAAAACCCUGGGCUUAACAUGGAAUUCCCAUUUGGACACUUUUCAAUACACAUUUCACAUAACUCCUCACACCCGUGUUACCAAGCGAACUAUUUUGUCUACGGUAGCAAAAAUAUUUGAU
Messenger RNA from Dendroctonus ponderosae (mountain pine beetle), 1732 nucleotides. RefSeq lists its product as uncharacterized. The record is from RefSeq and is a predicted model, not a curated record. NCBI's taxonomy places the organism in Eukaryota, Metazoa, Arthropoda, Insecta, Coleoptera, Curculionidae. Gene Ontology annotation, molecular function: zinc ion binding; nucleic acid binding.